Endocarpon pusillum Z07020 is the source of this 870-nucleotide messenger RNA. RefSeq lists its product as uncharacterized. NCBI's taxonomy places the organism in Eukaryota, Fungi, Ascomycota, Eurotiomycetes, Verrucariales, Verrucariaceae. Bases 1 to 870 code for a protein of 289 amino acids. The transcript is spliced from 3 exons. The record is from RefSeq and is a predicted model, not a curated record.
AUGGACUCUGUGACCCGCCUUCUUGUUCUGACAGUGGUUCUGCUUCUCACAAAAACCACUGCUGUCGGAAUUGUUCAGCGAGAACCAUGUCCUGAGAAUUAUAAACCAUGUUCUCUGCCUGGAGUCUCGAAGAGCAGCGUGCCAGUGGUUGACAAUUCUUUGUCAGGGCUCUACGUUGACCUGGUCAGCUCCGUCAAGCCGCAGCCUGUCAUUCGCGAUUUGGGGGCGAACCAGGUGCAUCACCAGGCUCGGGAUAUGUCCGUCAGCAUUUGUUGUGCUGAAGGCAUAGAAUGCCGCCAGCUCAACGUAUGGGACCUUCCAUUCUGCUGGGAUCGAUUCACAACCAACUUCUUCCUCCCUGAUGGUUCCUACGGGAAUCUUUUUACCGGCUACUACAAUUCGGCAUCUGGUGCUAUUGCGAAUCUGGUCUCUGGCGACAUUGCUCUUCCCAACGGCCGAACAGCGAACAUCUACUCGGACGCCCCGCAAGCCAGACCAGUCACUUCUCUCCUAGCAGUGCCAACACCGUGGACAAGCAAGGGUCUCGGCACUGCGAUCCCAAACAGCGAGUUGGGUGCUGCACCGUCGUACGCGGCUACACCGGCAGAGACCACACUCGCUCUAGUAAACAGUCUAUCGUUUCCAUCAAUGACAUCGAUUGCUGAACCCACUGGUACACCAAUCACCCUAAAUGUGACAAGCUAUCCAGGAUCAUAUGGAUUUGGUCCGCCACCAACGCCGAACACCACAAGCGUCAUCCCAUCAAUGGGAGCCGCCACCACCAAUGGGGUUCGAGGUACCCAUCUGAUAUUCACCCUUACGCUGCUAGGUUACUUCGUGAAUAUCAUAGGGUCCUCAUCUUUCGCCUGA